Messenger RNA from Melozone crissalis (California towhee), 1635 nucleotides. RefSeq names its product phospholipase B domain containing 1 (gene PLBD1). Gene Ontology annotation, molecular function: glycerophospholipase activity. Gene Ontology annotation, biological process: phospholipid catabolic process. Gene Ontology annotation, cellular component: extracellular region. The coding region runs from base 1 to 1635 and encodes 544 amino acids. The transcript has 11 exons. NCBI's taxonomy places the organism in Eukaryota, Metazoa, Chordata, Aves, Passeriformes, Passerellidae. The record is from RefSeq and is a predicted model, not a curated record.
AUGGCCCGGGCGGGCGGCAGCGUGUGCCGCUGCUGCUGGGCGCUCGUCCUCCUGUGGGCGGCGGCGGGCGGCCGCGCAGAACUCCGCUAUGCAACUGUGUACUGGAAUAAAGCUGAAAAAAUACUUCAGGUCAAGAAUACUCUGGACAGGAGUGGAGAUGCUUAUGGCUUCUACAACAACAGUCUACAGACAACAGGCUGGGGAGUCCUGGAGAUCAGAGCAGGCUAUGGCUCGCAGACCUUAAGCAAUGAAGAUAUUAUGUAUGUUGCUGGCUUCUUGGAAGGCUAUCUCACAGCUCCGCAAAUGUAUGACCAUGCUGCAAAUAUGUAUCCACAGCUAAUUAAGACUCCCACCGUUCGAAGAGGAGUUCAGAAUUUUAUGGCGAAGCAAGAUCAAUGGACAAGACAACAAAUCAGAAAUAAUAAGGAUGACCCAUUUUGGAGGCAUGCUGGCUAUAUUAUUGCACAGUUGGAUGGUCUGUACAUGGGAGCCCUCGAGUGGGCUAAACUACAUAAACUAACACCACUGAGCAACUUUGAUGUCCAGUUUCUGAAUGCAGUUGGAGACCUGUUGGACCUUAUUCCUGCAUUGUUUGAUUAUUCUGCACGAGGUAGACAAUGCAGUGUGGAUUCAGGAGGCCAUGGGAGAUACCAGUGGGACAUGGGACACUGCUCUGCACUGAUCAAGGUUCUACCUGGAUAUGAGAAUAUAUAUUUUGCCCAUUCCAGCUGGUUUACUUAUGCAGCCACACUGAGAAUAUAUAAGCAUUGGAACUUCAAUAUAGUUGAUCCAUACACCAGCACUGGCCGGGUCUCAUUCAGUAGUUACCCAGGCUUUUUGGUGUCCCUGGAUGACUUUUACAUACUGGGCAGCGGCUUGGUAAUGUUGCAGACCACCAACAGUGUUUAUAAUGAAACCCUCAUUAAGCAAGUGGUGCCUGAAUCCUUGCUAGCUUGGCAGAGGGUCCGCAUUGCCAACAUGAUGGCAAAUGAUGGCAAAACUUGGGCAGAGACCUUCUCCAAGUGCAACUCUGGAACCUACAACAAUCAGUACAUGGUUCUAGACCUGAAGAAGGUCAAGCUGCAGAGGAGCCUCGAUGAUGGUGCAUUGUACAUUGUGGAGCAGAUCCCCACCCUUGUGGAGUAUUCUGAUCAAACAAAUGUUCUCCGGAAAGGUUACUGGCCUUCAUACAAUAUCCCUUUCCAUGAAAAGAUUUACAAUCUCAGUGGGUAUGCAUCGUACGUUGUCAAGUAUGGCAUGGAUUUCUCCUAUGACCUUGCUCCAAGAGCCAAAAUCUUCCGUCGAGACCAGGGCAAGGUGACCAACUUGGAAAGCAUGAAGUACAUCAUGAGAUACAACAACUAUCAGCAUGAUCCUUAUGCUGAACACAAUCCUUGCAACACCAUUUGCUGCCGGGAAGACCUGAAUCCUUCUAUACCAGUGCCUGCAGGCUGCUAUGACACCAAGGUGUCGGAUUUCCGCCUGGCUGCAGCGUUCACGGCCUCGGCCAUCAAUGGCCCUCCGGUGCAGGGCGGUCUCCCGGUCUUCAGCUGGAGACGCUUCAACCGCACGCGGCACCAGGGCCUGCCCGAGUCCUACAACUUCGGUUUUGUCACCAUGAGGCCCAUCCUGUAA